AGAUAUAUUCCCUCAAUUGCUCUUGUUUUCCUUUGCGUUCUUGGGAUUUGGGGGGCAGGGGUACUUUCUUCUUCCUUUUCUUUGUUUGUUUCAAGAGGAGCGUACCCUUUGUUGAUUGCCAUGGUCUGAUUUCUCUGAAAUACAUAUUAGAGUUAAUAGAGAGCGAGAAGUGGUGUUGGAGACAAUGAGGAAGCCUUGCUGUGAUAAGCAAGACACAAAUAAAGGGGCAUGGUCGAAGCAAGAAGAUGAGAAGCUCAUAAAUUACAUUCGAAAACAUGGUGAAGGUUGCUGGCGAACUCUACCUCAGGCUGCAGGCCUCCUUCGUUGCGGUAAAAGUUGUAGGUUGAGAUGGAUAAACUAUCUAAGGCCCAACAUUAAAAGAGGCAACUUUGCUGAAGAUGAAGAGGAUCUCAUUAUCAAGCUUCAUGCACUCUUAGGCAACCGGUGGUCGUUGAUAGCUGGAAGAUUGCCUGGACGAACCGACAAUGAGGUGAAGAACUAUUGGAACUCUCAUUUAAGAAGGAAGCUUGUAAACAUAGGUAUCGAUCCAAAUAACCAUCGGUUGAUCAGCCACAAGCUGCUUCCUCGCCCUGAAAAUCCACAUAAUUCCAAUAGCAGUGCAAGUGCAACAUCAUCUGGUUCAAAAGUCCCAGCAGCUACCAAUACUAAUCCACCAGUGAAAUCCCGAUGUGAUAAUGAUCUAGUUUCUGAUGCUGCAAGUUGCUUGGAGGAUGAGCCAUGUAGUCAGCUCCCUGAUCUCAACCUAGAUCUCACCAUCAGUAUUUCAGCUCCUUCCGCUGCUAAACUCGAAGAUCAGGAAAAAACCCACAAACAGUUCAACAUAUCAAUGGACCUAGAUUUGUCCCCAUCUCCCACACUUGUUCUCUUUCGCUAGUUAAUUUGUUUGUCCAAAAGGGAGAUUUUAGACAUAAACCCUUAACGAGGCAAGAAUAUACUGAUGACGAAUUGGAUUCAGGUGUACAUUUAUCUAUAUAUCUUAGUCAUAGAAACUCCCAAACAUGGGAAACCCAAAGAAAAAAGGUGAGGAAAGGGAUCGAUGGCUUACGCACAAAUAAUUAGAUAAUUAUCCCCAAAAGGAGGGUAAAACUAGAUACUCAUCAACUUUCUUAAAUUUGAAUUCCAUUGAUAGGAAUUCCUAAAAUUUCCUAGGCAUGAUGGUGCAUACUUUGGGGAGAUCAGAUUCAAAAGGUGGGUACACAUCAUCUAUUUAUAUAGUUUCCUUGCAAAUUAAGUUAGCCGUAAAAGGAGAUUUUAGCAACGAAAUUUUUCUGUCGAAAAAAUUUCCUUGUUAAAGAGUUGUUCUCCUGCAGUGUGUAUACUUAAAAUCCGUUACUGGAUCAACAUAUAUGUUGCCAUAAACUUUAUUCUGAUAGAUCUGAAGACAUGAUCUUUUCUUUUUCAUUUCUUGUUCUCGAUGGCUCCUUCAUGUAAUGCAUUUGAUGUUAUUAGUUCAUGUGCACGGCAUGGUAAGGCUUAAUUUGUCUCUUUGAAACAAAUAUUUAAUAUUGUAUCCAUCCUAUCUAUUAUAUACUAAUAAUAAAUACUCUUUUGCUCUAAGCUUCAGUAAUCUGAUUCCCAACUUAAUUGAUUAUGUUGUAAUAAAAUGCUUGAAAAAAAAAAAAGAAAUCUACCAGAUACGUACGUUUACAACAAAA
Messenger RNA from Durio zibethinus, 1676 nucleotides. Its product is annotated as myb-related protein 308-like. The record is from RefSeq and is a predicted model, not a curated record. Lineage: Eukaryota; Viridiplantae; Streptophyta; Magnoliopsida; Malvales; Malvaceae.